UCAAGGCGGGGCGGUUCGUGCGAUCGCAAGUACCCAGGCUGCAGGGGGUCUUCCCCUAUUUCCCGACGGGAUGGCGGAGGAAGGCGCGGUCGCCGUCUGCGUGCGCGUCCGGCCGCUCAACAGCAGAGAAGAAGCUCUUGGAGACGCUACCCAAGUUUAUUGGAAAACUGGCAAUAAUACUGUUUAUCAAGUGGAUGGGAGUAAAUCCUUCAGUUUUGAUCGUGUCUUUCAUAGUAAUGAAACCACUAAAAAUGUUUAUGAAGAAAUAGCAGUGCCAAUCAUAGAUUCUGCUAUUCAAGGCUACAAUGGUACUAUAUUUGCCUAUGGGCAGACCGCUUCAGGAAAAACAUAUACUAUGAUGGGUUCGGAAGAUUAUUUGGGAGUAAUACCCAGGGCAAUUCAUGACAUUUUCCAAAAAAUUGAGAAGUUCCCUGAUAGGGAAUUUCUCUUACGUGUGUCUUACAUGGAGAUAUACAAUGAAACCAUUACAGAUUUACUUUGUGACACACGAAAAAUGAAGCCUUUAAUAAUUCGGGAAGACUUCAAUAGGAAUGUAUAUGUGUCUGACCUCACAGAAGAAGUUGUUUAUACAUCAGAAAUGGCUUUGAAGUGGAUCACAAAGGGAGAAAAGAACAGGCAUUAUGGAAUUACAAAAAUGAAUCAAAGAAGCAGUCGUUCUCAUACCAUUUUUAGGAUGAUUUUGGAAAGUAGAGAGAAAGGUGAACCUUCUAACUGUGAAGGAUCUGUCAAGGUGUCCCAUUUGAAUUUGGUUGAUCUUGCCGGCAGUGAAAGAGCUGCUCAAACAGGUGCUGAAGGUAUGCGACUUAAGGAAGGAUGUAAUAUAAAUCGAAGUUUAUUUAUUUUGGGACAAGUGAUCAAGAAACUGAGUGAUGGACAAGUUGGUGGUUUCAUAAAUUACCGAGAUAGCAAAUUAACACGAAUUCUCCAGAAUUCCUUGGGAGGAAAUGCCAAAACGCGUAUUAUCUGCACAAUUACUCCAGUGUCUUUUGAUGAAACUCUUAGUACUCUCCAGUUUGCCAGUACUGCUAAAUAUAUGAAGAAUACUCCUUAUGUUAAUGAGGUAUCGAGUGAUGAAGCUCUCCUGAAAAGAUAUAGAAAAGAAAUAAUGGAUCUUAAAAAACAGUUAGAAGAGGUUUCUUUAGAGACUCGGGCCCAGGCAAUGGAAAAAGACCAGUUAGCCCAACUUUUGGAAGAAAAAGAUUUGCUCCAAAAAGUGCAGAUUGAGAAAAUUCAAAACUUAACACGGAUGUUGGUGACCUCUUCUUCCCUCACGUCACGACAGGAAUUAAAGGCUAAAAUAAAAAGAAGAGUCACUUGGUGCCCUGGCAAAAUUAACAAAAUGAAGGACUCAAAUUAUAUAAAUGAAUUUAAUAUACCAACAAAUACACCAAAAAACCUUAAGACUUCUAUAACUUUAGUAGGAGAAAUUGAUGAAUCCAUCUGCUCAGAGGCUGAUGUUUUCAGUAACACCCUGGAUAUAGUAACUGACGUAGAGUGGAAUCCAGCGACAAAGCUGCUAAGUCAGGAAAACUUAGAAAGUGAGUUGAAUUCACUUCGUGCUGAUUAUGAUAAUUUAGUAUUAGACUAUGAAAGACUAAGAAAAGAAAAUGAAGAAAUGGAAUUGAAAUUAAAAGAAAAGAAUGAUUUGGAUGAAUUUGAGGCUCUUGAAAGAAAAGCAGAAAAAGAUCAAGAGAUGCAACUAAUUCAUGAAAUUUCGAACUUAAAGAAUUUAGUUAAGCAUGCAGAAGUUUAUAAUCAAGAUCUUGAGAAUGAACUAAAUUCAAAAGUAGAUCUGCUUAAGGAAAAGGAAGACCAGAUUAAGAAGCUACAGGAAUACAUCGACUCUCAGAAGUCAGAAAGUAUGAAAAUGGACUUGUCAUACUCAUUGGAAGACACUGAAGACCUAAAACAAAAAAAACAGACUCUGCUCGAUGCUGAAACUGUAGCCCUAGAUGCGAAGAGAGAAUCAGCCUUCCUUAGGAGUGAAAAUCUGGAGUUGAAAGAGAAAAUGAAAGAACUUGAAAGUAUAUGCAAACAAAUGGAAAAUGAUAAUCAGUUACAUCAAAGCCGGUUGGAGGCAAAAAAGAAAAUACAAAUUGAUCUGGAGAAAGAAUUACAAUCUUCUUUUAAUGAAAUAACAAGACUCACCUCCCUUAUAGAUGGCAAAGUUCCAAAAGAUUUGCUCUGUAACUUGGAAUUGGAAAGAAAAGUUACAGAUCUCCAGAAAGAACUGAAGAAAGAAGUUGAAGUAAAUGAAGCCUUGCAUAAAAAAGUUAAUUUGCUCUCAGAAUUGACAUCUUUACCCUCAGAAGUAGAAAUGCUAAGGAAAAAGGUCAAUGAUAAAUCUGAAGAGCUAUAUCUCAUGACAUCAGAAAAGGAUAAAUUAUUUUCUGAAUUAACUCAUAAAGAGAGUAGAAUUCAAGAUUUACUUGAAGAAAUAACGAAAACUAAAGGUGACCUAGCAUCUACCCAGUUGAAUUAUAAAAAGAUGGAUCAAGAAUUCCAAGAUUUUAAAAAUUGUCAUAUUGAGUUUGAACAAAAGUAUAACAUGGCCCUAGAAGAGAAUGCAAGAAUAAAUCAGGAAAUAGAAAAUCUCACUAAACACAGAACCCAAGAACUUCAGCGGAGUCAAGAGUUAAAUGAAGUAGAAGAGCUGAAGGAACAAUUAGCAAGUAGAGACUCUAGUCUGCAAACUGUAGAAAGGGAGAAAACACUGAUUACUGAGAAGCUUCAGCAAACCUUAGAAGAAGUACGAGCCUUAACCCUAGAAAGAGAUGCCUUCAGACAAGUCCAAGAGAGCCUGCAAAUUGAGAGAGACCAACUCAGAAGCGACAUUGAAGAUACUGUGCACAUGAACAUAGACACCCAAGAACAGUUACGAAAUGCUCUUGAGUCUUUGAAGCAGCACCAAGAAACUAUUAACACACUAAAAAUGAAAAUUUCUGAGGAAAGCUCCAAGAAUUCACAUAUAGAGGAAAACACAGAAAAAACUAAGGAUGAAUUUCAGGAAGAGAUCCAAGAAGCUCAAGACAUACAAGAACAGACCUUUAAUGAGAAGGAAAAAACCAAUGAGACUAAGAAAAUAAUCAGUGAGAUGGAGCAAUUGAAGGAGCAACUGAAAACUAAAGAGUCGGCUCUGCUAAGAUUAGAAAUGGAAAAGCAUGAGUUGUCCGAGAGACUUCAGGAAAGUCACGAAGAAAUGGAAUCUAUAGCUAAGGAGCGAGAUGACCUGCAGAGGCUGCAGGAGGUCCUUCAGUCUAAAAACGGCCAACUCCAAGAAAACAUGGAAGAAAUUAUAGCUAAGCACCUAGAAACCGAAGAGGAGCUUAAAGUUGCCCAUCGUCACCUGGCAGAACAGGAGGAAACUAUUGAUAAACUGAGAGUGAAUCUUUCAGAGAGGGAAACUGAACUGUCAAGCUUCCAGAAGGAAUUAGAAACAACCAAUGAUGAAUCACAGAAAAAGAUGCAAGAGCUUCAUGAGAAACAAGAACAAUUUAUUUGCCUCAAAGAAGAAAUCAGUGAGACUCAGGAAAAAAUGAGCGAACUGGCACAAUUAAAGGAGCAACUCAAAGCCAAAGAUUUUUCACUAGAAAGCAUGGAAAGUGAGAGGCUCAAGUUAAUUGAGAGACUUAAGGAAAGUCAGGAAGAAAUAAAACUUAUAAUUAAAGAAAGAGAUGAACUGAAAAGGAUGCAAGAGACCCUUCAAAUGGAAAGAGACCAACUCAAAGAAGAUAAUAAAGAAAUUGUAGCUGAAGCAGAGAAAAUCAAAGAGGAACUAAAAAGUACUUAUACUGUUCUGAAGGAGUACCAAGAAACUAUUAAUACAAGGGAUAUAUCAGAGAAGACAGAUCAAGGAGCAAAUAUUCAGAGAGAUUUAGAAAAUUCAGAUAAUGAAUUAUGGGGAAAGAUUCAAGAAUUUCAGGAAAAAGAGCAUCAAAUUCUUGAAAUGAAAGCUGUAAAUGAGACUCAGGAAAUGUGUGAAAUAGAAUAUUUGAAGAAGCAACUUGACACCCAAAAGUCAACUCUGGAAAACCUAGAAAUGGAGAACGUAAGGUUAACUAAGAGACUCCAGGACAACCUUGAAGAAAUACAAUCUGUUACGAAAGAAAGAGAUGACCUUAGGAGUGUGGAGGAGACUCUCAAAGUAGAGAGAGAUCAGCUCAAGGAAAACCUAAGAGAAACUGUAGUUCGAGACCUCGAAAAACAAGAGGAAUUAAAGAUUGCUAACAUAUAUCUGAAGGAGCACCAGGAAACUAUCGAUGAACUCAGAAGGAUUAUUUCUGAGAAGACAGAUGAAAUAUCAAAUAUGCAAAAGGACUUCGAAAACAAAAAUAGUGCCUUAAAAGCACAGAGCCAAGAACUUCAGGAGAAAGAACAUCAACUUCUGAAGGUAAAAAAUGAUCUCAGGGAAAAUAUGUAUCAAACAGAGCAACUGAAGAAGCAAUUGGAGGCCCAGCAUUCACUCUUGGAAAGUACUGAAACAGAGAAGUUAAGGUUGACUAAGCAGCUUCAUGAAAACCUCGAAGAAGUAAGAUGCGUCACGGAGGAAAGAGAUAGCCUAAGACGAAUGGAAGGGACCCUCAGAAUGGAGGGAGACCAGCUCAGAGAAAGCCUCCGAGAAGCAGAAGCUAAGAUCCAAGAACUUAAGGCAAAUGAACAUCAGUUCUUGAAGUUAAAAGAAGAGGUCAGUGAAACACAGAAAAAAGUAUCUGAAAUGGAGGAAUUAAAGAAACAAAUAAAAGCCCAAAGUUUAACUCUGGAUAAAAUAGAAAUGGAGAAUUUAAAUUUGGCUCAGAAAUUUCACGAAAACCUGGAGGAAAUGAAAUCCAUAAUGAAAGAAAGAGAUAAUCUAAGAAGAGUAGAAGAGAGUCUCAAACUGGAAAGAGACCAACUCAAGGCAGACCUGCAAGAAACCAUAGCUAGAGAUCUGGAAACACAACAGGAACUAAAAAUUGCUCGUAUGCAUUUGAAAGAGCACCAAGAAACUAUUGAUAAAUUUAAAGAAACAGUUUCAGAGAAAACAACUCAGAUUUCAAAUAUGAAAAAGGAUUUAAAUAAAUCAGAAGAUGAUUUACAGAAAAAGAUCCAAGAGCUUCAGAAAAAAGAGCUUCAGCUUCUCAAAAUGAAAGAAGUUAUCAAUAAAACUCAUAAAAAAAUGAAUGAAAUGGAACGAGUGAAGAAGCAAUUUGAGGCUCAAAUUUUAUCUGUACAAAAUGUGGAAAUGGAUAACUCAUACAUGACUAAGAAACUUCAUGAAAGCCUUGAAGAAAUAAGAAUUGUAGCUAAGGAAAGAGAUGAGCUAAGAAAAAUAAAAGAGUCUCUCAAAAUGGAAAGAGACCAAUUCAGAGAAACCUUAAGAAAAACGAUAGCUAGACAGGCUCAACAGAACGACAGAGAGGUAGUAAAAUAUGAAAAAAAGUUACUGUGUGAUGGAAAACAGUACCCUACAGAAAGCCUAAGAAAAAAGUGCUUUCGGAUAAAAGAGCUUCUGAAGAAAUACUCAGAGAUGGAUAAUCAAUAUGAAUUCCUAAAUAGACUGUCUGUUGAAUUGGAGAAGGAGAUUGAAACCCAAAAGGAGCUUUCAAUUAAAAUAAAAGCAACCCUGUCACUUCCGUAUCCGCAGACGAAACAGAUUCAUAAACUUCUCACUGUAAACCAGAGGUGUUCCAUGGAAUUCUACCGAGUCAUGAAGAAUCUUAAGUAUGUGUUAAGCAAUGUUAUAAUGAUAAAGAAAGAACAACACGAAUCCAUAAAUAAAUUUGAAAUGGUUUUUAUUGAUGAAGUGGAAAAGCAAAAUGAAUUGCUGGUUAAACUUCAGCACCUUCCACAAGAUUAUGAUGUUCCAUCCAGAGAAUUAAGGGACCUCAGAUUGAGCCAGAAGGUGGAUCUACAUAUCGAGGAAAUUCUCAAAGAUUUUUCAGAAAGUGACUUCCACAGCAUAAAGACUGAAUUUCAACAAGUGCUAAGUAAUAGGAAAGAAAUGACCCAGUUUUUGGAAGAGUGGUUAAAGACACAUUUUGAUACAGAAGAGCUCAAAAGUGGCAUCCAGAAAGAAAAUGAUAGGGUUUUUCAAGUGAAUAAAUUCUAUAAUAACAGAAUAAUUGCUAUAGUGAAUGAAUCAACAGAGUUUGAGCAAAGAAGUGCCAACUUAGCCAAAGAAUGGGAGCAUGACCUGAAAUCAAUGAAAGAGGAAAAUGAAAAACUGUUCAAAAACUACCAAACUUUGGAGAUCUCUCAGACACCUGGUGCCCUUGCUAAUCCUACUACACAAGACUAUAAGAAUCUUCAUGUUACAUCAAGAGCCAAACAACAAAUUACAGAUAAAAUUGAAGAGCUGGAAACUUCAUUACGUGAAGCUAAAGAAAGUGCUAUGCAUAAGGAAGACAAGAUUAUAAAGAUGCAGAAAGAACUUGAAAUGACUAAUGAUGUAGUAGCAAAACUUCAAGAUCAAGUUAAUGAAUCAAAUAAGUGCCUUGAAAAGUCAAAAGAAAUGAUCCAAGUACUUGAGGACAAAGUUGCUUUAGGAACAAAACCCUAUAAAGAAGAAAUUGAAGAUCUCAAAAUGAAGCUGGUGAAAAUAGACCUAGAGAAGAUGAAAACUGCCAAGGAGUUUGAGAAGGAAAUUGCUUCUACAAAAGCCACUGUAGAAUAUCAAAAAGAAGUUAUAAGGGUAUUGAGAGAAAAUCUUAGAAGAAAUCAACAAGCCCAAGACACCUCAAUGGUAUCAGAAGAGAAUAAUGAUUCUCAGCCUCUCAACAAGCCCCUGACCUGUGGAGGCGGCAGUGGCAUUGUACAAAGCACCAAAGCUCUUAUCUUGAAAAGUGAAUAUGCACGACUGAAAAAGGAAAUUUCUAAGUUGAAGCAGCAAAAUGAACAGCUAAUAAAGCAAAAGAGUAAACUGUCGAGUUUAAGCAACAGUCAUCUUUCCAGUGAGGUUCUCAAAGGAGUAGCCUGUGAGAGUUCUCCAAAGUCCCCAGAAGCGGCCGUAACGGCCUCUGAAAAGAGACAGCGCACGCCCUCGCAUUGCAGGGAACGGAAUGUGCAAGACCCCGUGCCAAAGGAAUCUCCAAAGUCUUGGUUUUUUGACAGCCGAUCGAAGUCUUUCCCAUCCCCACAUCCAGUUCGCUAUUUUGAUAACUCGGGUUUAGGCCUUUGUCCAGAAGAGCCACCUGCUGGAGAAGAGAAUGUGGUUCCUCGGUCAGGUUCUUGUCAGACCUUUCCAGAAAAAGACCUGCCCGAGUGCAAGAUCCAGUAGGACCCUCCUCCGUCGCCCUCCUGAGGCCCAGCACUCCUUGGUCGUUACUUUGUGUGUCUAACCCUGGCAAUUAUGUUACAGUCCACUCAAUUUCAAUUCAGUUUUAAUUUUGCCGCUAGAAUUGGAAGGUGAAAGGACAGGAGAUUAAUGCAUUCUCAUCGUUUAGAAUGGCGAUAGCAGUGUUGUCUUGAACGUGGUAAUACUUCAGAAGCUGAACUGUCAUAUUUAUUUAUAUAUUUUUUAAAGAAUAAAGUUAUUAAGGAAAUUUCUAAUCAAACUGUACCCAUUUUUAUUACUGUAAAUUUAUCAACAUGUGACUUAAGAGAAUUAUAACUCCUUGUUUAGU
This is a messenger RNA of Artibeus jamaicensis (Jamaican fruit-eating bat), 7622 nucleotides long. RefSeq names its product centromere protein E (gene CENPE). The coding region runs from base 71 to 7276 and encodes 2401 amino acids. The transcript is spliced from 44 exons. The record is from RefSeq and is a predicted model, not a curated record. Gene Ontology annotation, biological process: mitotic cell cycle; microtubule-based movement. Gene Ontology annotation, cellular component: microtubule. Lineage: Eukaryota; Metazoa; Chordata; Mammalia; Chiroptera; Phyllostomidae. Gene Ontology annotation, molecular function: ATP binding; microtubule binding; plus-end-directed microtubule motor activity.